Messenger RNA from Daphnia pulicaria, 1862 nucleotides. Its product is annotated as chymotrypsinogen 2-like. NCBI's taxonomy places the organism in Eukaryota, Metazoa, Arthropoda, Branchiopoda, Diplostraca, Daphniidae. The record is from RefSeq and is a predicted model, not a curated record. Gene Ontology annotation, biological process: proteolysis. Gene Ontology annotation, molecular function: serine-type endopeptidase activity. The transcript has 7 exons. Bases 738 to 1775 code for a protein of 345 amino acids.
CUAAACUUCUCACGUUUAUCACUUUUCAAUCACUAUUAGGCCUGUAACAAAUUCCUGUUUUUAUUGUUUUUUUUUAUUGAUAUGAAUAAUUUCCAGGAAAAUGUUAUCCCGCAACACGAAAGGAAAUAACUGUGGUGCUGCACAGUGUGGUCGAAAGAGUUCAUUAUAUACCUUUAGCAAUUAUAAUUAUCAACUCGAAAUUAUUCAUUUCGGGAAGUGGUUCCACAAUCUACACCAGCCAACUCGAGAUAAAAACAACACAAUUUUUACCGUUCAAACUUUUAUUCCUUGUGCCCCGGCGGUGAACUUCUUAAACUUCCAACAUUUCACAAAAACUUUGCGUGAUUUAUUUGCAACGUUAUAGUUGCUGAAAUACAACAGAUGAAUAAGAAGCCGAUUAAUUAUUUCAAAGGCGUCCAGUUGUGUUAAUUAUAUUGGAUUUAGAUUUCAUAGUAUGUGUAACCACUUCCAUUGAAAGUGUAACUAGGCCUAUAUGAGCUGAUUGUUAUAACGAACCGAUCCAUUAAUAUACCGCAAUCAUAUCCUUUCGAGUUAUUGGGGCGUUGGCUUUUCCUGGAAAUUGCGCAGACAUUAUUUAAAAGUGGUGGCAGCUAUAGUCAUUGUGGAAGUAGGCUGUUGCGCCAGAGAUUGUUCAGCAACCGAUUGAACGAGUUUGUUUCAAAUUCCGACAGGGUAAUUUAAGUGUUUGUUCACCUUUGGUUAUAUUCCUCAAACAAAUGGCCCAGUAUUUUCCGUCAAGAACCGCCGUCUUCUUUCUAGCGGUCGUUCUGCUGUUUUACUCUGGCCCAGCUAGUGGCAAUAGCAGAGUCCCGAAAACCGAAAGGUUUGCGCCAACUUCGGAUGAAACCAGAAAUGAAUGGCAGACAGCAGCGGAACAAUUAGAGGAAAGCGACAGCCAUCAGACGAGAAUGGUUAACAGUGACGUCACUUUAGAGAACGAGUACCCCUAUAUGGUGGCGUUAUUAAAGUUUAAUAAUGAAACUCAAGGAAAGUUUGACUACCAAUGUGGGGGAUCUUUAAUUAGUCCAAGUCACAUCUUGACAGCUGCCCAUUGUGUUGAAGAAAACCACAAGGCAUACCCAACUAAAUGGAUCAAAGUCGCUUUGGGUGCCCACUUCAUCAACGAUACGAGCAGCGACGCCCAGUUAACGAAAACCAUCGUCCGAAUCAAAAUCCACGAAGAUUACGAUAGGACAGAAUUGGCCAACGACAUCGCCAUCCUGACGCUGAAGUCGCCCGUCAAGUUCACCGAGACAAUUUCUCCCAUUUGUUUGCCUCCGCCGGAAUCCAACGACCAAUACGAAGGCGAAUUGGCCAUCGUCAAAGGAUGGGGUGAUACGGGAGAAGAUGAAGGAGGGUCGGAAGUCCUCCACCACGCCGUCAAGAAGAUCAUCUCCAACUCGCAAUGUCAGAAAUUGUACGGAGAUACAAAAAUUUUCAACCAUAAUGUGUGCACCUACAGACGCGGCAAACACUUUUGCUUUGGUGAUAAUGGAAGUCCAUUGGUCAUAGAAACGGACAUACUGGACAACACCAACGAGGCCAACGACAUCAAUCAGAAAUGCCAGUGGAUUCAAGUCGGGAUCGCCAGCUGGGGCUUCUGCGGUGCGCAGCAGAGUAUAGGCCACGUACCGGACGUUUACACUCGAGUGACAUCGUUCCUGCCCUGGAUCAAGAAAGAAAUGAAGCGCCUGUCAUCUAAACAAUCUAGACCAAAUUCAAUAAGAAUGAAUGCGAUUGGACGACGCGUUUGAAGUGAUUCGUUCUUCUUUUUCAUUCUCAUUUGUUGAAUCAGCAACUAUAACGUUGAGAGAUCCGCCAAAUAAAUCACACAAUGCUGA